Messenger RNA from Tarenaya hassleriana, 2061 nucleotides. RefSeq names its product protein tesmin/TSO1-like CXC 2. The record is from RefSeq and is a predicted model, not a curated record. Bases 166 to 1989 code for a protein of 607 amino acids. The transcript is spliced from 10 exons. Gene Ontology annotation, molecular function: DNA-binding transcription factor activity. NCBI's taxonomy places the organism in Eukaryota, Viridiplantae, Streptophyta, Magnoliopsida, Brassicales, Cleomaceae.
GUGGCGAGCUUUCAUGUGGUGGGUCUGCUCUAUCAUCUCCACGAGAAAAAUCCUCAUCUCCCGCCUUUGAAACUCAUCUUCUACACUCACUCACUCACUCUUAGAGAGAGAGAGAGAGAGAGAGAGGAGGGAGAAUUUGGAUGUGAUUCUUUCUUUUGUUGGAAAAUGGAUACACCGCAGAAGACCGCUGCCCAGAUCGGAACUCCAAUUUCAAAAUCCAAAUUCGAGGAUUCGCCUGUGUUCAACUAUAUCAACAGUCUUUCUCCGAUCAAAUCUGUGAAAUCCAUCCCCAUUGCUCAGACGUUUGGCUCACUCAGUUUCUCAUCUCCUCCCUCAGUUUUCACGUCCCCCCACGUCAAUUCUCACAACGAAUCCAGGUUCUUCAGGAGUCAUCCUCCUCCGAAGCCCGAGGCAAAAUCCAGAGAUGGGUCUUCGGCCAUUGAAGAAGUCGUCACUGCUCCUGAAAACUUUAGUGCGGAAGCUUCCAUGGAAGAAGAAGAAGCUGCUUCCAUUGAACCAUCUAAUGGCAACUUUGAAACGGAGCCCAUAGGAGACAGAGAUUCGUCCGAGGUUGUUGCUAUGGACCUGCAGAAGAUGUGUAAUGUCAAGAGCAGUAAAAACGACACUCCAGAUUGGGAAAGUCUGAUCUCAGAUUCAACCGAUCUGUUGAUAUUCAGUUCUCCUAAUGAUUCGGAAGCCUUUCGAGAUUUGAUACAACCCCAUGCAAAUAAUUUCACCAGUGAUGAUCCAAGCAAUGGAGAAGACAAUGAAUCCGCCGAGGCUGUUUCUAACUUUCACCGUGGUCUGAGAAGGCGAUGUCUGGACUUUGUCUCGCCUUCUGAACCAUCUUCCCGAUGUAUAUUACCUAGUAUCGGUCUGCACCUAAACGCCAUUGCCAUGUCCUCAAAGGACAGUAAAGCCAGUCUCUUAAACGAGUACUCAUUUCCCGGAAAGAUACACGUAAGUUUGCCGGGCGCUAACACACAUUCCAAAGAAAACGUGCAAGAAACCCGUGAUGAGGAUGCGAGUCAAGAAGUAGAAGAUGUUUCCAAGGCAUCGGUCAGUGAAGAGUUAAACCCGAGUAGCCCUAAGAAGAAGAGGCGUAAGUUUGAUCAAGGCGGAGAGGGGGAAUCCUGUAAGAGAUGCAACUGCAAGAAAUCCAAGUGUUUGAAGCUUUACUGUGAAUGCUUUGCUGCUGGUGUAUAUUGCAUUGAGCCUUGUUCAUGUGUCGAUUGCUUCAACAAACCUAUCCAUGAAGACACCGUCCUUGCAACCCGUAAACAGAUUGAAUCCCGGAACCCGCUCGCCUUUGCUCCUAAAGUUAUUCGAAGCUCUGACCCAAUAUCAGAAGCCGGGGACGAUGCAAGCAAAACUCCGGCUUCUGCACGUCAUAAACGAGGUUGCAAUUGCAAGAAAUCAAGCUGUCUGAAGAAAUACUGCGAAUGUUUUCAGGGUGGAGUCGGGUGUUCGGUGAACUGUAGAUGCGAAGGAUGCAAGAACGCGUUCGGGCGUAAAGACGGGUCUUCCGGCAUUGGCAGCGAAGGCGAGCAAGAAGAGGAGAACGACACAUCUGAGAAAUACGUAACUGCUAAAGCACAACAGAACCCCGAGAUCUUCAAUGAAGAAGAGCAGAACCAGAGUUCUGGUCUCCCUUCAACACCAUUGCCACUGUACAGACAACCUUUGGUUCAACUGCCCUUCCCAUCUAAUAACCAGACAGUUUCCCAGUCUCUUCUUGGAGCUGGAUCUUCCUCCUCGAGGCAGUUCAACAGCUUCGAGACGAUUUCAGAGGACGGAACAGAAGACGAUAUGCCCGAGAUUCUCGUCCGAUCCCCCAUUCCCACCGUCAAAGCCGUCUCUCCCAACAGCAAGAGAGUCUCUCCUCCGAAUCUAGACUCCUCGGGAUCGAUCCUUGGAAGGAGAAACGGUGGUCGGAAGCUGAUUCUGCAGUCUAUUCCUUCGUUUCCUUCUCUCACUCCCCAUCAAUGAACAAGGAUCAGCUGAGAUUAAGCUCUGAAAAUUCUUUGAAUCUUUUGCAAGCUGAGAGGUAUAUUGCCAACU